Emericellopsis atlantica is the source of this 1285-nucleotide messenger RNA. RefSeq lists its product as uncharacterized. The coding region runs from base 124 to 873 and encodes 249 amino acids. The transcript has a single exon. The record is from RefSeq and is a predicted model, not a curated record. Lineage: Eukaryota; Fungi; Ascomycota; Sordariomycetes; Hypocreales; Bionectriaceae.
CCCAAAUCGGAAGCCCCUUAAUGAAGCCAUCGUCAAAUUUCCUUUCAGACGCGCUGUCACCGCGUGGUCACGUCAGGCCGCAGUGACGCGGCAUGUCGCUCAUUCCUACACUCAUUUGACACAAUGUAUAUAUCAGCUCUUCUUUCUUGCCUUUUAUGCGCUGUUGCACUGGCCAAAGACGACAAGCCCAAGACAAGCGGCACGGUGUGGGUGACGCCUCACGAGAGCUACUCCUCGUCCGUUGGUGUGCUGGGUUGCAAGAUCAACACCGACCGUGUCGCAUACUGGCCCGCCUCUGUGGACUGCACCAACAUCUGCGUGUCCCUCAGCUACGAGGACCGCGAGGUCAAGCUCCUCCGCAUCGACCAGUCACAGGGAGCCUACGAUGUGAGCUACGACGCCUGGAACUGGCUUUACAUCGGGAAGUCCGCCACGGACGAACCCACUGCCGGCGGCGCCAUCGAAAUGGAGUUUGAGAAUGUCAAGGCGUCCGAGUGCAAGAGCCUCAUCAAGACAAAGGGCAAGAAACUGCCCCUCAGCGCGGCCAACAGCAUGAACUUCCUGGCGAGCUGUCUCGACGAUGAGGACAGCUGGGUCGCGGAAAAUUAUGUUCUCUUCAACAUUGCCGACCCCAUCUGCUCACGUGGUUACGACGAGGAGUGCGACCUGGACUGGCCGGAUGCGAACCAGGCCACGUGCAAGCACACGCUGGGCGAUGCGCCCGAGCUCAAGGACGAGCCUGUGUACAAUGUGCGAUAUCCUACCGGGGAGCGGUAUGAGGCUUCGACGGGCGUGGACGAGGAUGAUGCGGCGGGCCGUGUGGGUGUAUGGGCUGGCCUGCUGGCAGUGAUGGCAGUGUUUGUGGUGGUUUGAGGUUGUGGCAAAGGCCCUGCGAGUGAACCCGUGUGAUACCCCAUUGUUUUGUGUUUCUUCGAGAUAUAAGUUACCUGUUUGAGCUCAUUCGAAUUACGCGUCAGCCAAUCUCCGUGCUCUUUCUCGGCUGUUCUUCUGGUGCUGUCAGUAGCCUUCGCAAGUCGUGGCCCCUUGGGUCGUCACACGUAAGAGCCGUCGCGCCGUGAGGCAAUUGGUCAUGAUAUGUUUGACAUGACUGGGUGAGCAAGUUGCGGACUUUUCGGAUGUAACCGGGGCACGCCAUUACUGUAGCCAUCCCUGUUUCAAUCAGCGCAGGAUCGCUUCUAUGUAGUCAGACAUUCACCUAUUCCCGAUCUUAGCAGUGGCUGAGUCCAGCUGCUGACUCGAGCAAUGAGCCGCGUCUUUUGAUGGG